AUGGAACAACGCCGCACUUCUUUCAGGCCGCCAGCCGGCGUAAGUUCUGGACUGGGUGGGCUUCCUCUUCCCCUGCAACUACGUACCGGGGAGUCUAGCCGUGCUACUGAUAGGACGGAUGCACUAUGGGCUGAAAUGCAAGCUACGUUGGAGGAGGUUGAACUAAGUGCAAGCGGUGGCACGCGUGUGUUUGGGCCAGAUCACGACAGAAAAUUGGCAGAGCUGAGAGCGUCGCAGAUUGCUUUGGCGCAAGCAUGGGCUCGCAGUGAGGCUGAUGAAGCAAUUGAGACAACCAUCUCCAGUGCCGCCGCCGCCGCUGCUGCGGCAGUGCCUGGUGCAGAGAAGGUCAUUGGCGGCGGCGACACCACUGGAGGCAAGACCGAUGGCACCGCAGGAGGUACGGAUGGAGCUGGCGGCCGGAGCACAGCAGGGAGUGGAAGACCCGGAAGUGCUGGUAUAGGCACGGAGCGACUUGGCGCAAAACUAGAAGAGGAGACCGAAGUCGAUAUACUUCUUGCGAGGAAACGAAGAGAGGCCAACGACCGUUACUUCCAGCGGGUCAACCAAGGAGUGUUGGAUGUUGUGGCAAAGCUGGAAGAAGUUGCCGUCGCUAUGAAAGCUGUUGAGCAGGAGAGCAAAGAUGUUUGGGGCGAGAAUGAGAGCGUUCCCGGAAGUGCAAAGACAUGA
Molecule: messenger RNA, 687 nt
Organism: Phaeoacremonium minimum UCRPA7
Lineage: Eukaryota; Fungi; Ascomycota; Sordariomycetes; Togniniales; Togniniaceae
Exons: 1
Coding region: 1-687 (228 amino acids)
Source: RefSeq, a predicted model, not a curated record